Phascolarctos cinereus (koala) is the source of this 1173-nucleotide messenger RNA. The record is from RefSeq and is a predicted model, not a curated record. Lineage: Eukaryota; Metazoa; Chordata; Mammalia; Diprotodontia; Phascolarctidae.
GCCCACUUGCAGCAGGAACUGCUCUUCUCUGGUUCUUUUUGCUGCAAUAACUCCUGUGCCCAGAAGGAGCCUCCUUUAUUCUCCUAGGAGGACAGAGGAGAAGAAUCCUGGUGGACAGCAAGGAGCUCACCUGCUUGAAUUGGGAAGCUGGUGAAGGAGCACAGUUGGCUGUUUGACACUCCCUCAGACUUAGCAGUACAGACACAGUUGGGUUUUUCAUCGAAGAUUCAGCCCACCAGGAAGAAGAAAGAGGUCUUUGUCCAGCUUCCCUUUAAGUUGGGGCUGGCCUGACUUUCUGGUUCCUUCACUGCUUGGAGCCGAAUUGUAGAAGGUCUGUGUCGAGGUUGAAGUCUCACCAUGCCAUCCGGGGCCUGCCUUAUGUUAGUGGUGCUAUGCUGUCUUGGAGUUUUGGGACAGACCCCGAAACAGAAGAAAAUCAAUCAUGGGGAGGAGAUUCACUUUCAGACAAAGGGCAAAGAUGCUUGUACUAUGCGGGUCAGCGAUCAGGGUGAAAUCCACCUGAGGCUUGAGUGCAGGAACCAGGGCCGGGCCUCCUGGUGUGAGUACAGUGGGAAGCCUGGGCUGUGUGGGGCCUUCAUCAGCAACCCGACUUUCUACUGGAGCCAGGUGGUGCUGGGCUUGAGGAGGCUGAGUGAGCCCUGCCUGGCAGCCCCAGUGCUGAAACCCGCAGUGUGUCAGGGUGCCGGACCCGAGGCACAGCUCAAACAGGAGGCUUCUAGCCUGAAGGGUGCUUACCUCUCCAGCCAGCAGUCUGAAGCUUCUAGGCCUUCAAAACUAGGUCUCAGGUCUGAGGGACCACUCCACAAAGACUCUCAGGAACCCCAGAUGGGCAAAAGGUCUACUAGGAAGGUUGGGAAAGCCAAGCCCACUGCCCCAUCUCCAGCGAAGCCAACCCAACAAGGGCAGCAUGCCCGGAGGGAGGAGGAGGCCAUGAGGAUGGCGAAAGAAUACUGUUGGGAGCCCUUGCACAAGAUCUGCUCUUAUAUCAUUGGCAUCUUUCUGGGCUAAGGACCAAGCCCUGCAGGUUUUCUUUUUCAGAGACCUCGAACAGCUGGAGAAGGAUCCCUCCAUUCUAUAGGGUGCAGUGUCUUUUAAGUCCCUGUCUAUCCUCAGAAUAAAUAAACUGCUUGCCUAUAGCCAACUGAAUCACGA